UAUUUCAGAGACGGACGCAAUCGUUUCCUUGUUGACGUGUGAAGCUGUUGAUCAUGGCAGACACUAAAGUAGAAAUUUCAUCUGACACAUCUACUCUCAUUCAUAACAGCGGCAAUGUAGCCCCGCAGCCCAACAACCCGUUAUCUAGAAAACUAAAUAAGAUCCUGGAAACCAGAUUGGACAAUGACAAGGAGAUGCUGGAAGCACUCAAAGCACUGUCGUUGUUCUUCAACGAGAACAGUCUCAGGACUCGCAGAAACCUCCGCGGGGACAUCGAGCGCCGCAGCCUCUCCAUCAAUGAAGAGUUCGUGGGGAUAUUUAAAGAUGUAAAAGAGGAACUUGAGAGCGUGCACGAGGAUGUACAAGCGAUGAGUUCAUGUUGUGAGGAGAUGACUAACCGGCUAAAGGCUGCCAAAGAGCAAACGCAGGACCUGAUCGUCAAAACCAACAAGCUGCAAGGAGAGAAUCACCGGCUGGAGGUUCGAGCCCAGGUCGCCCAGGCGUUUCUGUCCAAGUUCCAGCUGUCCAGCGAGGAGAUGGCUACGCUAAGGGGGGCUCGUGAUGCCCCUGUUACCGAGGACUUCUUCAGAGCUCUCAGCAGGGUGAAGCACAUCCACGAGGAUGUUAAGAUUCUGCUCAGGACCAAUCAGCAGACAGCAGGGCUGGAGAUCAUGGAGCAGAUGGCCGUGCUGCAGGAGACGUCUUACGAGCAGCUGUACCGCUGGACGCAGAAUGAGUGCCGGGGAGUCACCCAGGAGGCCUGUGACAUCACCCCAGUGCUCAGCCAAGCCAUGGAGGCUCUACAAGACCGGCCUGUCCUUUACAAGUACGCUCUGGACGAGUUUGGGACAGCGCGGAGGUGUGCUGUGGUGCGGGGGUUCAUCGACGCCCUCACCCGGGGCGGGCCCGGGGGCACGCCCCGUCCCAUCGAGAUGCACUCCCACGACCCACUGAGGUACGUUGGGGACAUGCUAGCCUGGCUACACCAGGCCACCGCCUCUGAGAAGGAGCAUUUAGAAGCCCUGCUAAAGCAGGUCACCAUGCAAGGAGUGGAGGAGAACAUGCAGGAGGUGGUGGGCCACAUCACAGAAGGGGUCUGCAGACCUCUGAAGGUGCGCAUCGAGCAGGUGAUCGUGGCCGAACCAGGGGCUGUUCUGCUGUACAAGCUCUCCAACCUGCUCAAGUUUUACCACCACACUAUCAGUGGCAUCAUCGGCACCGGUGCAGCCUCCCUGCUCCUCACUGUGGAGGAGAUGCACGUUCUCAGCAAGAAGAUGUUCUUCAACAGCCUCAGUCUGCACGCCAGCAGACUCAUGGACAAGGUGGAGCUUCCCCCUCCAGACCUGGGCCCCACAGCCUCCCUCACCCAGACUCUGUCGCUGCUCAGGGAGGUGCUGACCUCACACGACUCCUCCAUGGUUCCUCUGGACGCCCGGCAGGCAGACUUCGCCCAGGUCCUGUCGUGUAUCCUGGACCCUCUCCUGCAGCUCUGCACGGUCUCUGCCAGCAACCUGGGCACAGCCGACAUGGCCACCUACAUGGUCAACUCGCUCUACAUGAUGAAAACCACGCUGGCUCUCUUCGAGUUCACUGACAAGCGUCUGGAGAUGCUGGAGUUCCAGAUCGAGGCUCAUCUGGACACGCUGAUUAACGAGCAGGCCUCCUACGUGCUGACAAGAGCCGGACUGAGCUACAGCUACAGCUGUGUGCAGCAGCAUGGAGCAGAGCAGGGGCCGCUGUCCAACAUGGCGGGAAUGGACAGCUCCUCACUGAAAUCCGCCAUGGUGCAGUUUGACCGCUACCUGUCCUCUCCCGACACACUUCUGAUGCCCCAACUCAACUUCCUCCUCAGUGCAGCCAUCAAGGAGCAGAUCUUCCGGCAGUCCACGGAGCUGGUGUGUCGGGCGUACGGGGAGCUGUACGCGGCGGUGACCGACACGGCGAGCGGGUACAAGGACCCCGAAAGCUUGCUGCACCGAUCACCCCAGCAGGUCCAGACCCUGCUGUCCUGAGAACAGGACAGAAUGGGGGCCCUGGACGGGACAGGAUGGGAUGGGACAGGGACGGAGGAACAACACCCCCCUCUCUCUGUGCCAGUUCGGAGGCUCCUCAUCCUGCAGCCCUGCCUAGGACAGUCUGACUGAAGGGUGUCGGGGGGUGUCUUUCUUUCUGACCUCUGACCUUUGAACUGAGGCUUCCUCUGUGUGAUUCAGAUUCUCUCGUUCUCUCUCUCUCUGAUAUUGUGAAGGAGGUGAAAAUCCGGCCAAACUUUGUACUCUUUUUGUAUUUAUUUUUGAUUUCACUGUGGAUGAAGGUUCCCACUGACUGGAAAAGAAGCAUGUGGAGAGAGUCACUUCUGCAGUCACAUGCAUAACGCACUAACAUAUGCACAGAAACACGCAUGCACAGACACACACACACACACACACACUCACACUCACACACACACUCUCUCUCUCUCUCACACACUUACACACACACACACACACUCUCUCACUCUCUCUCACACACACACACACUCUCACACACACACUCUCUCUCUCUCUCUCUCUCUCUCUCUCACACACACAGCCCCUUGUGCUGUAGCUCUGCUUCACUAAUCAGGAACAGAUCUGCCUUUCAUCUCAUUAAAUCGUUUUUUUCUUCUUAACUCCAUUAAAAUAAAAUAAAUCUGAAUGUUUCAAAGCCUGCACUCCCCCCCCCCCCCCCCCCCCCCCCCGUCUCUGACACAGAUAGUUAAAUGAAAUUUUGUGGUGGCCAGGCCGCGACGGUGGCCAAUCAGAGCGAGGCUGAGCACAUUCUCGCAGACAAUGGCGCUUUCAUGUUGGCGAGGCUGAGGAGGCAGUCACGCCAUCGUCUGACUGCAGGCAGCAUCCCACCAGCCGCCAUUCACCCGCUGCCUGUGCGUAUGGAGGGAGGAGGGAGCGAUACAGCGCUGUGUAUGGGGGUAUGGAGAGAUGGAGAGAAGAGGGAGAGAUGGACAGAGUGAUACUGUGCUGUAUGGAAGGAGGAGUGAGAGAUGGAGGGAGAGAUGGAGUGAUACUGCGCUGUAUGGAGGGAGGAGCAAGAGAUGGAAAGAGUGAUAUUGUGCUAUAUCUGGGGUGCGGAGGGAUGAGGGAGAGAUGGAAAGAGUGGUAUUGCGUUUAUACUAUUAUUAAAUGCCUCAGCUGGGGAAGACUGUAGACUGACUGUAGAUUUGGGAAAAUAUUGUAUGAAAUAAAAUAAAGAAAAUUAUCCUU
Molecule: messenger RNA, 3239 nt
Organism: Conger conger (European conger)
Lineage: Eukaryota; Metazoa; Chordata; Actinopteri; Anguilliformes; Congridae
Gene: cog6
Product: component of oligomeric golgi complex 6
Exons: 19
Coding region: 54-2012 (652 amino acids)
Biological process (GO): intra-Golgi vesicle-mediated transport
Cellular component (GO): COG complex
Source: RefSeq, a predicted model, not a curated record